UCAAACGCGACGACGACACUGCUUUUUAUUAUUUAUUUGUGUUAUUAUUAUUUUCUGUGUUUUUUUUAAAUGAACAUAAUUUGUAUAUCGGCCUUGAAAUAAUGAUUUCUGACUUUCACUCGCAGGCUCAAUUUUUUAAAUAAAAAAUAACUGAAAUGACACUGAUAAGAGUGUGAGUAGGCGGGCUUUAUGAGGAGGAGAGCUGAACAGAGAGAGCUGCUGAGCGGUGGAGGAGAUUAAAACUGAUCCUGGAGUCUGUCUCAUCGGUCGCACCGCUGUUUUUGGAGCUUUUCGAGCAGAAAUGAUUACUUCAUUUGACCACCAAGAGUGAAGGACAUUUCGCACCAUCAGCUGCUGUCAAUUAUUGUUAAUUUCGUCGCGGCGGCGGUGAAAAUAAGUCCAUAAAAACACAGGACUGCAGAUGGGUCAGGGAUUGUGGAGGGUGGUGAGGAACCAGCAGCUGCAGCAGGAGUACAGCGAGCAGUGCUUCCUCCAGCGCGAGCGCCGACGCAGGAUGGGCCCACUACUGGCCGAGCCACAGCCGCGUCGGACGCCACAGUGCCAGGUCCCCGGCUCAGACAUCGGCCAGCUGCUGCGCGCCCGCAAGGGCAAAGAGCAGCAGGGCUUCAUCGACCUGGAGAUGCUGCCACCCGAGCUCAGCAUCACCAUCCUGUCAUACCUGAACGCCACUGACCUUUGCCUGGCCUCCUGCGUGUGGCAAGACCUUGGCAACGACGAGUAUCUGUGGCAGGGGCUGUGCAAGUCCACUUGGGGUCACUGUUCCAUAUACAACAGGAGGCUUCCUCCUGGUUUCUCCUACAGAAAGCUCUACAUGCAACUAGAUGAAGGAAGUUUGACGUUCAACGCUAACCCUCAGGAGGGUAUCACUUACCUCAUGUCCAAAGGCAUUCUUGUGGACCACCCGAAGGAAAUUGCCAAGUUCAUAUUCUACACCAGAAUGCUGAAUUGGAAGAUGCUACGGAUUUACCUUGAUGAACGACGUGAUGUGCUGGACGAGCUGGUCACACUACAUAACUUCAGUAACCAGUUCCUGCCCAAUGCGCUGAGAGAUUUCUUCAGACACAUUCACGCCCCAGAGGAGCGAGGGGAGUACCUGGAGACCCUCAUUACGAAGUUCUCCCACCGAUUCUGCGCCUGCAACCCUACGCUGGUCAGGGACGUGGGCCUGACUCCAGAUGCGGUGUACGUGCUGUGCUACUCACUCAUCCUGCUGUCCAUCGACCUCAGCAGUCCGCACGUGAAGAACAAGAUGUCCAAGCGAGAGUUCAUCCGCAACACCCGCAGGGCGGCGCAGAACAUCAGUGAGGAUUUUGUGGGUCACCUCUACGACAACAUCUAUCUGAUCGGCCACGUGGCCGCCUAACCCAACUGCACACGCGUACGGGCUGGCCUCGCUUGGGAAACGCAGCAGGCCAAUAAAACACUCAGCCACGGCACUGAUACGCAUUCUGCUCUAUGGCUAAAGCAGGGGGUCAGGGGAUGGCCAGUCAUCCUAACACUGUGUUUUAGAAGUGAUGAUUAGGACAUGCAGUGCAGCGUCUUACAGUAGCGGAGUUUUAGGGAAAGGCAGAUGACAACAACAAAAAAAAAAAAA
Molecule: messenger RNA, 1615 nt
Organism: Colossoma macropomum (tambaqui)
Lineage: Eukaryota; Metazoa; Chordata; Actinopteri; Characiformes; Serrasalmidae
Gene: fbxo8
Product: F-box protein 8
Exons: 6
Coding region: 422-1384 (320 amino acids)
Biological process (GO): regulation of ARF protein signal transduction
Molecular function (GO): guanyl-nucleotide exchange factor activity; protein binding
Source: RefSeq, a predicted model, not a curated record